CUCUCAUUCGCCCCAGUAGCGCAGAGCGUGCCACAGCGGUGUCAACGGACACUCAGCUCCUAUGCUGUGAAUGACAUCACACUCUCUCCGCUAGUGGGCAGGAAGAAGCUCGCUCGCAUUCUCGUCCACAUGCAGUGGUCCCGUAAGGUGCUGGUGUAAUUUUUUUCAUCUACAUUUUUUUUGUUGCCAAAAAGGGGCUGGACAAAAUAUUGCCACAAUGAACAACAGCUUCCUGAACAUGGCGUCGAUAGGAGACUUCGACUCGCUGAACACUUCUAUUCCUGCCACGAAAGUUGAAAUCACUGUGUCUUGCAGAAACCUGCUCGACAGAGAUACCUUCUCCAAAUCCGAUCCAAUAUGUGUCCUCUACACACAAGCCGUUGGAAACAAGGAAUGGAGAGAGUUUGGCAGGACUGAGGUCAUCGACAACACCCUGAACCCCGACUUUGUGCGCAAAUUCAUCUUGGACUACUUCUUCGAGGAGAGACAAAACCUCAGAUUUGAUUUGUAUGAUGUCGACUCCAAAAGCACCAACCUGUCAAAGCAUGAUUUCUUGGGUCAGGCCUCUUGUACUCUGGGUGAGGUGGUCGGUUCGCUGGGUGGCCGCUUGGAGAAACCCCUCGGAGGCAUUCCCAAUAAGAAGUGUGGAACCAUCAUUGUCAAAGCAGAGGAACUGGGAAACUGCAGGGAGUCAGUGUUGAUGCAGUUCUGUGGGAAUAAACUGGACAAGAAGGAUUUCUUUGGAAAAUCAGACCCCUUCCUGGUGUUCUACCGGAGCAAUGAGGAUGGAACGUUCACCAUCUGCCAUAAGACAGAGGUAGUGAAGAACACACUGAACCCCGUGUGGCAAGCCUUCAAGAUCCCCGUUAGAGCACUCUGCAACGGAGACUACGACAGAACAAUCAAGGUUGAAGUGUAUGACUGGGAUCGGGAUGGCAGCGUCUUCGCAGAUUCCAAGGACACUAUACAGCGUUUUAAAAAACGGGGAUCGGCAAACUCAGACAGGUUUCAGGAACCAAUCAGAUCCAACCAUGACUUCAUUGGAGAGUUUAGCACAAGCUACAGAGAGUUGUCCCGUGGCCAAUCACAGUUCAACGUCUAUGAGGUGAUAAAUCCAAAGAAGAAAAGCAAAAAGAAAAAGUACCUAAACUCAGGAACGGUAACACUACUGUCCUUCCUGGUAGACAUUGAGGUGACAUUCCUGGACUACAUCAAGGGCGGGACUCAGAUUAAUUUCACCGUGGCCAUCGAUUUCACCGCCUCCAACGGCAACCCGGCGCAGCCCACCUCGCUGCACUACAUGAACCCGUACCAGCUGAACGCCUAUGGCAUGGCACUGCGGGCCGUGGGCGAGAUCAUACAGGACUACGACAGCGACAAGAUGUUCCCCGCGCUGGGCUUUGGAGCCAAACUGCCCCCGGACGGGAGGGUGUCCCAUGAGUUUGCACUGAAUGGCAACCCCCAGAACCCCUACUGCCAUGGCAUCGAUGGCGUGAUGGAGGCAUACUACCAGAGCCUCAAAUCAGUUCAGCUGUACGGCCCAACCAACUUCUCACCGAUCAUCAACCACGUGGCCAGGUAUGCUGCGUCGGUCAAGGACGGCUCGCAGUACUUCAUCCUCCUCAUCAUCACAGACGGGGUCAUAUCCGACAUGGCCCAGACCAAGGAGUCCAUCGUCAACCCAUGGUUGAACUGGAUGGAGACGAAGUGCGGAUCUCAUCACGGGGCCGAUACGCUGAGAGAGACAUCGUACAGUUUGUGCCCUUCCGCGACUACAUCGACAGAACCGGGAACCACAUCCUGAGUAUGGCCCGGCUGGCCAAAGACGUCCUAGCUGAGAUCCCGGACCAGUUCCUGUCCUACAUGAGAACCCGCGGGAUCAAGCCGUCGCCC
Alosa alosa (allis shad) is the source of this 1893-nucleotide messenger RNA. Its product is annotated as copine-8-like. Gene Ontology annotation, molecular function: calcium-dependent phospholipid binding. The record is from RefSeq and is a predicted model, not a curated record. The transcript is spliced from 20 exons. Bases 218 to 1804 code for a protein of 528 amino acids. Lineage: Eukaryota; Metazoa; Chordata; Actinopteri; Clupeiformes; Clupeidae. Gene Ontology annotation, cellular component: plasma membrane. Gene Ontology annotation, biological process: cellular response to calcium ion.